Messenger RNA from Rhipicephalus sanguineus (brown dog tick), 981 nucleotides. Its product is annotated as ATP-dependent DNA helicase PIF1-like. Bases 1 to 981 code for a protein of 326 amino acids. The record is from RefSeq and is a predicted model, not a curated record. The transcript has a single exon. Gene Ontology annotation, biological process: DNA repair; telomere maintenance. Gene Ontology annotation, molecular function: ATP hydrolysis activity; DNA helicase activity. Lineage: Eukaryota; Metazoa; Arthropoda; Arachnida; Ixodida; Ixodidae.
AUGUGUGAAGAGGUGCUUCUCUAUGUGCCCUUCAAGGGUGAGACUGUGGACGUGUUCGACAACAGCCGCCACACACAGCUCUACGAACAGCACAAGGAGCUGAUAAACGCAAAGCAUAGAGAAUACAGCCCUGCAGACGACGACGAGAUCGUGGCCCAGCUGAUCGAGGAAUAUCACCGGGACGAAGAAGCAGCCACCGAAGCCACCGACGAUGUCACCACCACCACCAUUCACCAAGAUGAAGACGCCGACCUGCUACCAAACGAAGAUCUGAUGCGGCUCGUUAAGGAGACUAGCUCGUGUGCUGCCGUGCGCAAACAUCAAGACGUCAUGGACGUUGGCGAGUACGUCAAGCUAAUGCGCAUGACGAAUGCCGAGCAGUACGAGCUGCUCCAAGAGAUCAUCCACAGGCAGACUACUCUCGGCGCACCUCUGUUGUGUGUCUUCUUGACGGGACCUGCUGGGUGUGGCAAAACGUUCGUCAUGCGUCUGGUGAUAGACGUGUACAACCGGUACAACAGCAACGCAUUCGUCAUGUGUGCGAGCACGGGCAAGGCGGCGGUGGCAGUAGGGGGAAGCACCGUGCAUGCGGCUUUCAAGCUCUCCCGCAGCAAGACGAGGGACCUCAGAGGUUUAAGCGACAGCGAGCUGAACACGUUCUGCGUGGCCUUUUGUCACAUCAAGGUUGUCAUCAUCGACGAAGUCAGCAUGCUGUCCGCCGACAAACUCGACAUCAUCGAAUGCCAUCUCCGACAAAUCAGUCUCCACGAACCCUUCAGGGGACUGGACGUGAUCAUGUGCGGUGACUUGUGUCAGUUGCCGCCCAUCAGAGCCAAUGAAGUGGUGUUCAAGAGAUGCAGGGACAGAGUCAGCGGGCUCUUUGGACCCAUCAUCAAAUGGCAGUACCUGGAUUACUUCACACUCGUCCAGGUAGUCCGCCAAGCCGAUGCCACCUUCUCUGCCCUGCUUACCAAAAUCUGA